GAUUACACCUUUCUCAACAUCAGAUUUUUCAGACAAACGUACAAGAGUUUUGGUCCAGUAGGUAUAUUAAUAAGAUGUCACUGGAACAACUAGAAGAGAAGAACACAAAACUUACAGGCUAUGAUGCUUAUUUUGAGAUCGUCCAAAGCAGAAAAAAACUGCCACAGUCAUUGCAAGAGUCUCUGACAAAUGCAUUUGAUAAAAUUCCUGCUUUGUCAUUUCCAGAAGUCCCUGGAGGACAAGUCAUUGAAAUAGAAGCAGACAUAUCAGUUGGUGAUGCGGUCAAAAUCCUAUCGGAGUCGCACAUUAUGUCAGCUCCUGUAAGGAACCCUGAUGGUAAAAAUAGCGGGGAUUGGAGAGAAAUGUACUUGGGAAUAAUAGAUUACUCGGCUAUUGUUCUUUGGGUGCUAGAGAGUGCAGAUGUUGCAGCAGCUGCGCUCUCAGCAACUUCAGCAGCGGCCGCUGGAGUAGGUGCGGGGGCUGCUGGUGUCCUCGGAGCACUAGCGUUGGGAGCGACGGGCCCCGCAGCCAUGGCUGGCUUAACGGUUGCAGCAGUUGGAGCGGCUGUCGCUGGUGGGGUGGCAGCCGAAAAAGGAAUAGGAAAAGAUGCUGCCACUGCGGCAGGUAACUUGGGUCAGGACUUCUACAAGGUUCUCCUCCAAGAGGAGCCCUUUAGGUCAACCAAGGUUAGAUCCAUCGUAAGAUCCUACCGCUGGGCGCCAUUUGUUCCGGUUGGAGUAGACAGUUCUAUGUUGACUGUCUUACUUCUGUUAUCAAAAUAUAGACUGCGAAAUGUGCCGGUAGUUGAAGCAGGACAACCGUGUCUAAAGAACUACAUAACUCAGUCCGCUAUCAUACAAGGUCUGAAGGGAUGUAAAGGGAGAGAUUGGUUUGACAGCAUUGCGGGAAAUACAAUAUCUGAACUUGGCCUACCAUUCAUGGAGCCCAACGAGGUUAUUAGUGUGCAAAGCAGUGAAUUGAUUUUGGAAGCGUUCAAGAAAAUGAAAGAAAACCAAAUUGGAGGUCUCCCUGUUGUUGAAGGCAGCAGCGUGAUAAAGAAAAAGAUCGUUGGCAACGUAAGCAUAAGAGACAUAAGAUUUUUGUUACUCAAGCCAGAACUUUUUGCCAAUUUCAGGCAGCUAACCGUGAACGACUUCAUGAACACUGCUGCUUCGGCAACGAAUGAAGUUGGGAAGAUUAACACGCCAAUUACGUGCACCACAGAUUCAACUCUUGCUUCUGUGAUUGACAUGCUCGCUUUUAAGCAAGUUCACAGGAUUUAUGUGGUAAAAGGCACAGACAAUGAAAUCGUUGGUGUAAUUACGCUAAGAGAUGUCAUCUCCUGCUUCAUCUAUGAGCCACCAAACUUCUUCGAUAAGUACUUUGGAUUUUCUGCAAAGGAAAUGCUGGGUCAGUGAUGAUGUUUAAUUUGCUGCAGCUCGAAUAGCUAGCUUUCUUCAACUCCCAGAACAUAUAUGAAGUCCUGUCUGUAUAUUUGACACAAAUAAGAC
Molecule: messenger RNA, 1511 nt
Organism: Ipomoea triloba (trilobed morning glory)
Lineage: Eukaryota; Viridiplantae; Streptophyta; Magnoliopsida; Solanales; Convolvulaceae
Product: SNF1-related protein kinase regulatory subunit gamma-1-like
Exons: 6
Coding region: 75-1418 (447 amino acids)
Source: RefSeq, a predicted model, not a curated record